GCGGAGGAGCCUCUGCCACCCUGUGCCACCUCCCCCGAGCUGCGCGGUACAAACUUUCUGACGGGUAGCGGAGCCGUGUGGCGGCGUGGCGCUGCCCCGGCACCUCCCUGUCGCGGAGCCGAGGGGGAGCGGCCCCGGAGCUCGGCGAGCGGGCGUGCACAAGCGGUAGCCGGAGGAGGAGGAAGCACUGUCAGUGGGGCUGGCCGUCUCCUCCCGCUGGGCAUCCUUCAGCACCGCCGGGCUGCGCUUCGCCCGCCGCCUGUCCCAGCGCGGUUAUUCGCGUCCAGCCAACGCCGCGGUGAGGCAGAGCCGGGAAAGGAGAGAUCCGAGAGGAGCCGGGGCGGGCGGGUGUCUGUCUGCCCAGCCCGGCGCCGCUCUUCACGUACCGGACACCUGGAAGCAGCGGUACCGCACCGUGUGGCUGACCGGGGAGCUGCUGAAAUGGGUUGUGGAUUGAACAAACUAGAGAAGAAUGAUGAAAAACGACCUGGUAAUAUCUAUUCAACUUUAAAGAGGCCUCAGGUAGAAACCAAGAUAGAUGUUUACUAUGAGUAUCAAUUUCUGGACUUCACGACACUAAAUGAUACUGAGCUGCCAGGAUCGUCUGCAAUCAAGCUCUCCUCCUUGCAUGAUCUUCCAGCUCAGCUGCAAGAAUUGUACCAGCAGGGCUUUGUCUUGGCUGCUGUCCACCCUUUCGUGCAACCAACUGAUGAAAAAGAGAAAACUCCCCAGGAACAAAUCUUCAGGGCUGUGCUUAUCAAGAAAACAGAAAGGUCUCCAAAAGGUGAUGGCCAUAGUGAAGGAUAUGUCUUGGAGAUAGAGUGCUGCUCCUCUUUAAGCCAACUUUCAGACAAAAAGGAGAUACCUGAUUUUAUUAAGAAAAUUCAAGAUGCUGCAAGUCAAGGCUUGAAAUUUGUUGGAUUUAUACCUCAGUACCAUUCCCAAAAGAGCUGUCUUGUCAGCACCUCCCUGACACCCACCCGUAACAACUCUGUGCAAUCAAGAGAUAAUAAAAAUGUUUCAAAUUACCCGGCCGAUCGUGCUUCGCUGGAUGGCGAGAAAAUAGACAGCAUUAAUGGAUGCAGUACUCCAGCUCCGAGUGAGGAAAGUGCUGACCAGUGUGCCACAUCCAGGGAGGGCUGGAGAGGUGAAGGACAGGCAAGUGAAGAGCUGAAUCUCAACUCUGCAAAGGGAAAUGAAGAGCAGUUUCAACAGGGGAACCCAAGUGUAACAGGAGCAGCAGACAAGCCAAAUGGACUUGCAGAGACUGAAACACCAGCACGAUGCUUAAAACCACUUAGUGGCAAAGCAGAGAACUUCAUUCUCUUCAACAAGCCAAAAACUCCACAGAAAUGCAGCCAGUAUUAUCCAGUGACUAUCCCUAUGAGGAUCUCGAGGAAUGGGCAGACUAUCCACAGCUUAGAAGCAAAUUGGCUGGAGCACAUGACAGAUCACUUCAGGAAAGGAGGCUCAUUGGUAAAUGCCAUCUUCAGCCUUGGAAUGGUAAAUGAUUCUUUACAUGGGACAAUGGAUGGAGUAUUUCUCUUUGAAGAUGUUGCUGUGGAAGACAAUAAACCCAUGCAGGGCUAUGAUGCAAUUGUUGUAGAGCAGUGGACUGUCUUAAAGGGAGCUGAAGUGCAGACAGAUUAUGUUCCUCUGCUGAAUUCCCUCGCCAUGUACGGCUGGCAGCUGACGUGCAUCCUUCCGACCCCCAUUGUGAAGACAAACAGGGAAGGGAAUUUAUCUACAAAGCAAAUUGUAUUUCUUCAGAGACCUUUUUUGCCCCAGAAAGCAAAGAAGAAAGAAUCUAAGUUUCACUGGAGGUUCUCCAAAGACGAUGUGCACAGCAAACAAAUGAAGAAGUCCAUGAAGGCUAAAUUAAGUACUAGGGAGAAACAAAUGGCAGAGAAGCAAGAAUUUGAAGUCACAGAGAACACGAGAAACUUAGCAGCACAGAUCUCCACCACAGCCAAGCCUGAUCCAGAGCAGCAGCUGGAUGACGUCAUAGACUUGGGAGAUGAGGUAGCAGGGACCAACGACAGCGGUACCCAUCCUGACGGGGCAUCAGAAGAAACGUGUCCUGCCAGUUAUGGUACUGAUGACAACGAGGCACAGGUCUGCCUCAGCCAGAGCACAUCUGGCUGCUGUGCAGAUCAGGGAACCGAGGGGGGGGACUGUGCCCCGGGGUCGGACGGCUGCAGCGGCAGUGAUGGGGCAGGGCUGGAGACAGAGGGCUCCUGCCAGUGAGACCUACCCACAAGCAUCCUCUGAGUUGCUGAUACUUUGCUAAGACAGAAGAAGAGAUUUUGCUAAUCACCAACGCUAACUCCAUUGCUCAGUUCAGUAUUUCUUUAGCAUUGUAAUUACUUUGCUCCUUAGCGCACUGAUAUCUUGGUAUUUAAGUAACUACAGGGCCUUUCAACCUACAGAAAUUAACUGCAAAAUUCCUUCCACUGUGCAGAGUGGGAAAUACCCUAAAUGUCUCCUAGAGCUACACUUAAAAUUAAAAAGUAGGGGCAGAAAAUACUUGGGUUUUUCUGUGACCAACCUUAGCAAACUAGGUUUGUAUCUACAUGAGAGUAUAUGUUCACUUGGUCAGAUCUUAUUCUAGAAUAUUUUCUUGUCCACAUAUCUUUGCUGGAGAAGUUGUUGUGCCAUAUGUUAUUUUGCCAUUAGGCUUGUAGUGUCAGGAAACUGGUAUUUGGGCUUUAAACAGGUUGAAAAGGGAAAGCUUAGGUAAGAUGUCAGUUAUCUGUAUUUAUCUCAAAUCGCACACUUACUGAUGAUCCUCUCCUCUGAAUGUUAUUAAUUCUUGCAGAUCCUUAAGCAAUGAGCAAAUUGUGUGCCUAUUUUAAGCACACUGAGUAAACAAAUCCCAUGGUAAAUUUGCUUGGGCAGAUGAUUCCAAUAUAAAAUGCAGUUUCCUAUUUGGUCAUGUUUAUGUUCUCUUUGCCAAUCAACAGUUCAUCAGUAGUUGUGGGGGCUUCAGAAGAUAGAAAAACAAGAAACAAAACCACAGGUAAAACAUACAUCUUUUGGUGACCACCUUGACUAAACUUGGUAUUAAGGGCUACCUCCUACCUUUCCAGGUGAUUUUUCACCACCUCCUCACUGCUAUAAAAUAUGUUGUGGGAAAGAACUGAAACUGUACACAAAUAGCACGGGUUUGUGGCCAACAAAUGUGACUAAAUGACCUUACAAAAUGCAAAUACUUUAAUAGAGGAGGGGUUUUUUUACAAGUAACAAUAUUUUGGGGCUAACACCUAGCAGAAUUUUGUAAAAUUACCAACAUUUUAAUGUUUGGAGCUACAUUAAAAUAUUUAUAAGUGAAUGUACAUAUUUAAUAUAGUUUCCGUGCCAAUGUUCUCAAAGUACUUCAGUGUUCUUAAAAAUGUAGGAAGUAGUUGUUUCUCUCUGCUUAACCACCUUCAUCCUCAUUUAGAAUUGGUCAAGUAAUCUGGGAACAAGGUGAGGACACAUUGUAAAUCUCCAUGCUUUUUUUUUUUUAAGCUAUAAAGAGCUUCAUGACUUGCUGUUUUUUUUCCCUGACUGAUUUGUGCCUGCUAAUAUUCCUUAGGCUUCCUAUCAAACUGCUAUACAGAUAACUAUGUUCUGUAUCAGAUGUGCACUUAGACUGGUUCAAAAGCAUCUUUCACACCAAAAAAUAAUAGGGUUGGCAGAACAUGUCAAAGAAGGGAAAGAUCUUUGAAUAUUCAUCUAUACUGGGACAAUGGCACUCAAGCUUAAACCAUUCAUUCUGUAUCUCACACACAAAGCACGAGGUAUUCCUUUUGUUGAUUAAAGAGGGUUUUAUUUUGAAUUCAGUGGUUUAACCAUAGGACUUUUAACUUUGUUUUCUGGUGGUAUUUUUCAAUUAUUACAUUCUGUUUCUUCAGAUUAGACUGAAGUUCCAAUAGCCUUAGUAAUAGGUUGUUUCAGGUGUUCUAUUUAAAUACAAGGUCUCUGCUCUGUACAGUUUUAAGUACCUGUUUGCAAAUUUUACUAGCAUAAGAUGGUUUCUAUUUUAAAAACUAGCUUUGUAUUAAUCUUGUUUAAAGAUUCACUGUAUUUAAUGAGCAUUUUAUUAGUAGAAAGUGUUGCAGUAGAAUGAACUGUCCAAAUACUUUUGAAUAGAAAGUGUUUAUUGGAUUUGAC
Calypte anna (Anna's hummingbird) is the source of this 4155-nucleotide messenger RNA. It is a transcript of the gene RFTN1, whose product is annotated as raftlin, lipid raft linker 1. The transcript has 11 exons. NCBI's taxonomy places the organism in Eukaryota, Metazoa, Chordata, Aves, Apodiformes, Trochilidae. Bases 442 to 2247 code for a protein of 601 amino acids. The record is from RefSeq and is a predicted model, not a curated record.